AUGUCAGUUGUAUUAUUCCAGGGUAGUGGAGAGACAGCAUUAAUGAGGGCUGCCCAGGAAGGACACCUGGAGAUCUGUAGAUUCCUCAUUGAUACAGGAUUUGUAUUAUUCCAGUAUAGAGGACUGACAGCAUUAAUGUGGGCUGCCAGUGGAGGACACCUGGAGAUCUGUAUACUCCUCAUUGAUACAGGAUGUAAGAUCGACAUCACAACACCAGGUUGGGGAGAGACAGCAUUAAUGAGGGCUGCCAGGUUAGGACACCUGGAGAUCUGUCGUCUCCUCAUUGAUAGAAGAUGUAAGAUCGACAUCACAGAUAACGAUGGAUACACAGCUUUACAUGCAGCUGCUGAGAGGGGAUAUCUACAGACCACAAGAUGUCUGGUAGAACAGGGAGGUGCCAAUCCCUUGGUAAAAACACAUGAGGGUCAGACUCCAUACGACUUAGCAGCAGAAUGUAUGCAAGGACAGUAUAAAGAAGUGAUGGAAUACUUACAGACUGUCAUGUCAGAGAAAUCUCCAGGUGACACUGCUGGACAAGAGAGAGAAGACGUUGUUUCCUAUGAAGAAAUGGCCUUUGGUGAUCCGUUGAUCAGGAUGAUUAUGUUAACGAUGCCUACGACCAGCAUUGAUAUAUUAUUUACAGUCGGAAACCCGGUUGAAAUAGAACAAAAGAAUCGAAGCUCUUUGCUAGAGAAGGUGAUGAAUGUGUUGUCUGUGCUGGUGCUAAGGGUGUCGGUGACGGUGCUAAGGCUUGUCGGUGACGGUGCUCAGGGUGUCGGUGAAGGUGCUAAGGGUGUGGGUGACGGUGCUGAGGUUAUAGGUGCUAAGGUUGUGGGUGACGGUGACAAAUAG
Molecule: messenger RNA, 852 nt
Organism: Mytilus trossulus (common blue mussel)
Lineage: Eukaryota; Metazoa; Mollusca; Bivalvia; Mytilida; Mytilidae
Product: fibronectin type 3 and ankyrin repeat domains 1 protein-like
Exons: 8
Coding region: 1-852 (283 amino acids)
Molecular function (GO): protein binding
Source: RefSeq, a predicted model, not a curated record